GGUGGCUGCGGCCCUUCGUCGUACUCUCGAAUGCGCAAGCGCGGUCGUUCCGGGUGCUCGGAAGACCUGGCGGAUCCCGGCGCUGAUGGAGGCCUGAGGGCGGCGGGGGCGGGGCGCGCCGCGAGCUGGGGGCAUGUCCACGGCGGGCGCCGUCUAGAGGAGGGCCGAGCAGCCGCCACCACGCUUUCAGUCGCGGCGAGACGCAGGCGAGCCAGGCCGAGGGCCGCGGCGGCGAUGCAGCGACGGCGGCGCCCUCCGCCGCCAGUCUCUCAGCUGCCCGAGGGCUGCGGGGGAGGCGGCGGCAGCCGCGGAGGAGGCGGCGGCAGCCGCGGAGGAGGCGGCGGGAGCGAGGAGGUGGAAGUGCAGUUCUCCGCCGGGCGUUUGGGCUCCGCCGCGGCGGUUUCGGCGGCGGCGGCCACGCGCAGCACAGAGGAAGAGGAGGAGAGGCUCGAGCGCGAGCACUUCUGGAAGAUCAUUAAUGCCUUCCGCUACUACGGCACCAGUAUGCAUGAGCGAGUGCACCGAACGGAAAGACAAUUUCGAUCACUCCCAGCUAAUCAGCAGAAACUACUUCCGCAGUUUCUUCUUCACUUGGACAAGAUCCGGAAAUGCGUUGAUCAUAAUCAAGAAAUACUACUCACCAUUGUGAAUGAUUGCAUACAUAUGUUUGAAAAUAAAGAAUAUGGAGAAGAUGAGAAUGGAAAGAUUAUGCCAGCAUCUACAUUUGACAUGGAUAAGUUAAAAUCCACAUUGAAACAGUUUGUGAGAGACUGGAGUGAAACUGGGAAAGCAGAAAGGGAUGCCUGCUACCAGCCAAUCAUUAAAGAAAUUUUAAAAAAUUUUCCAAAAGAGAGAUGGGAUCCUUCUAAAGUAAAUAUUCUGGUACCUGGUGCUGGACUAGGAAGACUGGCCUGGGAAAUAGCUAUGCUAGGUUAUGCUUGUCAAGGAAAUGAAUGGAGUUUUUUUAUGCUCUUUUCUUCCAACUUUGUACUCAACAGAUGUUCUGAAAUUAAUAAAUAUAAGCUUUAUCCCUGGAUUCAUCAGUUUAGCAAUAACCGGAGGUCAGCUGAUCAGAUUCGACCCAUCUUUUUCCCUGAUGUUGACCCCCACAGUCUUCCUCCCGGUUCUAACUUUUCUAUGACAGCAGGAGAUUUUCAAGAGAUAUACUCAGAAUGCAGUACCUGGGACUGUAUUGCUACCUGUUUCUUCAUAGACACAGCUCACAAUGUAAUUGAUUAUAUUGACACAAUAUGGAAAAUACUCAAACCAGGUGGAAUUUGGAUAAACCUAGGUCCUCUGCUAUACCACUUUGAAAAUUUGGCAAAUGAACUUUCCAUAGAAUUGAGCUAUGAGGAUAUAAAAAACGUUGUCCUGCAGUAUGGAUUCCAGGUAGAGGUGGAAAAAGAAUCUGUCUUGUCAACAUAUACUGUGAAUGAUCUCUCCAUGAUGAAGUACUACUAUGAAUGUGUCUUGUUUGUGGUCCGUAAACCACAAUAAUGGUCUCAGGUGGUAUCACAAGGAAAAAAGUUUAAUAAUAGCAGAUGCUGAAAUAAACAACUCAGAGUCAACUAUUACAAUGACAGGACACAAUCUCAAGUGGUAUCACAAGGAAAAAAGUUUAAUAAUAGCAGAUGCUAAAAUAAACAACUCAAAGUCAACUAUCACAAUGACAGGACACAACCUCAAGUCAGUGGUGCCUUCUUAUUCCUAACAAAAUUAAGAAAUAGCGUCUAUUUUCUUAAUAUGUCUAUUGCUUUUUCAGAAACAUACUAUGCCAUGCAUAUUUGUACUACACAAGUAAAAAUGGAGGAAAUGUCUUCAAGUAUACAUUUUCCUUGAAGCCCAGAAUUAUCUUUCAGUUGAAAAAACUUUAUCUCCAGUGUCUUCAAAUAUACAUUUUCCUUGAAGCCCAGAAUUAUCUUUCAGUAGAAAAAACUUUAUCUCCAGUGUCUUCAUGAAGCUGUCCAUUGCAAGUCUGCCAUAUGAAUGACUAAUAGUAUUGAAGUCCAUAAUAAUCUCCUUUUUUUGUUCUUUUGUAUACAUUGCACAUGUUAUUUUUAAAAGAGUCUAAGGAUCCUCUGUCACUUUCAACAUCUGGAAUUGGGAAUUUUGUUUACUUUGGACCUAAGGAAUCUAUACAUAAAAUGUGCAUCUAGGGGCUUCCCUGGUGGCGCAGUGGUUGAGAGUCCGCCUGCCAAUGCAGGGUCCACGGGUUCGUGUCCCAGUCUGGGAAGAUCCCACAUGCUGCGGAGCGGCUGGGCCCGUGAGCCGUGGCCGCUGAGCCUGCGCGUCCGGAGCCUGUGCUCCGCAAUGGGAGAGGCCACAACAGUGACAGGCCCGCGUACCGCCAAAAAAAAAAAAAAAAAUGUGCAUCUAUUCUUUUAUCAUUCAGAUUAUUUGAUUUUAUUUUCUAGCUCAGCUGAAUUUAUAGUUAGCAUCAAACAUUUCAUUUUUAUGAAAUGCUGAAUUCAUAGGAUCACAGGCCAGUAAAAUGCAUUUUAAAUAACUGAGAAAUUAAGUCUUUUGGCCACACUAAAUUGAACGCUUUUUGAAAGCAUACUUAUCAUGGAUCACUCUGAAAUGUAUGAGAUCUCAACAUUCUAAGUGAGGCACAAAAGCCUUUAUUAAAGGUACUGCUCAGAAACUGGGGACAUAAGAAUAAAAUCUGCCCAUGUGAAAUGUAUGAUUUCAAACUAUAAAUGAAUACAGAGUUUGUCAGUGAGAUGUUUACAAUAAUGUCUUUUCUUUAGGUUACAUCAAUUACAAAAGCAAGCACUUUUUUUUCCGUUAAAACAAUUAUAUACUAGUAAAAACUGUCAUGAUAGUAUUAAUGUGGAGAAAUUUUGAUUAUGAAAUUUAGGGAUAAAUUACUGCCCAUGGUCUGUGUCUUUAAUAUUGUAAGAAGCAGCCAUUAAUAUAAUUUCAGAUUAAUACCAAUUUUGUUCCCUGAUAGCUGUAGCUAAAACAGUAUAUAUGCUGCUUUAAAUUUCUACCUCUAGCGGAUCUUUAUUGGAGGGAGUUUUCCUUUGUAUUUUUUUAAUGCUUAUUGUCCUGUUUUCCAGUAGCUUGAUAAGUAGAGAUGACUAAUUUAACCUUUUCUUGGAGAAAAGGAAGUAAUAUUGAAUUUUUUCACAGAUGAUUGUGAUGAUAUUAAGUGACCUCUGUGGCAAUUUGGAUAGAUAGACUUAAUCUCAAUAAUGUGCUGGUAGCAUAAAUGUCAUGUUUUCAUAGGAAAACUUACUUAGAAAUCUUUAGACCUUUACUGUCAGUUAGGUGCGGAGGAGUCACUACGCGAUUUGGCAUCUUACCAGUAGGACCUUUUCUGCAUACACUACAGGAGCUCCUGUGGCCUUUAUGCCCAUGAUGCAGUGAAGGAUUCCGUGAAGUUAAUUUGAUUUGUCAGGUUAUGGACACGUGUAUGUAACCUGUUGAGUGUUUCUGAAAAACUGUUUCUCUUUUUUGUGUUCCUCAAUACUUGGCAGAUAUUCACUUAGUGGGAAUUCUCCUUACCUACCACAUGGAUGAACUUGAAAUUAAUUGCAAGGGGAAAAAGCCCCCAAAUUUAUUAUUUUCUUUUAAAGAAAGAAACUUAAGAGGAGCAUAAGUAUUUUUAAAAAGCCAUUGAAAGGAAAGGAAUCAUGCUGUUUGUAAUUUAGAAAUGCUUUUUAUUCACUGAUUAAUAUUCACUUUUUUACAACUUGUAUCAAAACAAACGAUCUUGGUUUUCUCAUAGAGGGAAAAACAGGUUGACACCAAUGGGUUGGCAUUAUUACUUAAAAUUUUUGCUAUCAGGUUUUAUUCUUUAAUAAUGUUACUUAUAUUUCUAAAUUAUAGCUUAUAUUUUAGUUAAUUCUGAAAUCAGUUAUUUCAUUUGUUUCUAAUUUCUCCCUCAUAUUAUGAAUACUGUUUUUUAAACGUACUUCACAAAUUUGCAUCACUCUUUUUCUUAUAGCUUUUGUAGUUAAUAUAUUCUAAACUUGAAAAUUGUGGUAUCAAUCAAUAAUAGAGGUGUCACUGGAGGAUUUAAUUUUGUAUUUCUUACGUGUAGAAAUAGCUACUAAAGUGUAUAAGCCUUAAAGUUUAAAACAUUUUUCUUAAAUAACUCUAUACACAAAUGUUGUCAUUCAUUUUCAUCAAGUGGGAGGAGAUAGGUCAUUGUGCUUGCUUUUGUUGUUGUUUUUUUUUAAAUUUCCAUAAUCUGAAGCAAUGCAGGCUAGGGUAUAUUAAUCAAGUGAGCAAGAUGGGAUAUGUAAAAUAUAAAGAGAAGCUGUAUAAAUCACAGUAUAAAAUUAUGAAGUUUGGGAACUGUAAAAUGCACUGUAUUUAUAUGUAACUCUCAUUCUAAAAGUUGCCACAAAGGCUGAAUCGGAAGCUUCAUGUCUGCAUGAAAUUUCCUAUAUUUUUAAUGUGUAUGAUGGGAUUAAUUUUUCUUGAAUAUUAAAGUCUGCCAGUUGCUAUGAAACAA
Mesoplodon densirostris (Blainville's beaked whale) is the source of this 4465-nucleotide messenger RNA. RefSeq names its product carnosine N-methyltransferase 1 (gene CARNMT1). NCBI's taxonomy places the organism in Eukaryota, Metazoa, Chordata, Mammalia, Artiodactyla, Ziphiidae. The transcript has 8 exons. Bases 31 to 1497 code for a protein of 488 amino acids. Gene Ontology annotation, molecular function: S-adenosylmethionine-dependent methyltransferase activity. The record is from RefSeq and is a predicted model, not a curated record.